Molecule: messenger RNA, 1282 nt
Organism: Erigeron canadensis
Lineage: Eukaryota; Viridiplantae; Streptophyta; Magnoliopsida; Asterales; Asteraceae
Product: E3 ubiquitin-protein ligase PUB22-like
Exons: 1
Coding region: 2-1243 (413 amino acids)
Biological process (GO): protein ubiquitination
Molecular function (GO): ubiquitin protein ligase activity
Source: RefSeq, a predicted model, not a curated record
CAUGGGUGAUAAUAUUCAAAACGACAUCGAAAUUCCAAGCUUUUUCGUGUGCCCAAUUUCGCUAGAGAUGAUGAAAGACCCCGUCACACUCUCAUCAGGAAUCACAUAUGAUCGCGAUAGCAUUGAAAAGUGGUUGUUUUCUCAAAAGAACGAGUUUUGUCCCGUAACCAAACAAGUCGUUGUGGAUAUCGACCUCACACCGAACCACACCCUUCGUCGGUUAAUCCAAUCUUGGUGCACUCUCAAUGCCUCAUUAGGAGUCGAAAGGUUCCCAACUCCACGACCUUCGAUCUCCAAAACCGAUAUCAUAAAACUUCUCAAAGACUCAAAAUCUCCUCACUUGCAAAUGGAUAGUCUAAAAAGACUAAAAACAAUUGUUUUCGAGAACGAAAAGAACAAACGUUUGAUGGAAUCAGUUGGAGCAGUUGAUUACCUAACAACCAUCUUAAACAACAUGUUUAAUGAUAGUAAUGUCGUGACGUCAUCAUCACCUGGAGCCGCGGACGAAGCGUUAACUAUACUUUACCAUCUUAAUCUUUCACAAAUGGGCCUCAAGUCUUUAUUUGGAAAUAAGACAGCAGAUUUUGUAGAAACAUUGACGCGUGUGAUGCAACGCGCCACCAGUUACGACUUACGUGCUUACGCUGUCAUGUUACUAAAAUCGAUGUUUGAGGUGGCGGAGCCCAUGCAAGUGACGUCACUAGACCCUAAAUUCUUCAUGGAGCUAACACAAAUCUUGAAGGAUCAAGUUUCUCAAAAGGCAACACUUAAACUACUAAUAAAUGUUUGUCCGUGGGGCCGGAAUAGGAUCAAAGCGGCCGAGGCAGGGGCGGUCGGGGUGUUAAUCGACACCCUUUUGGAUUGUACCGAAAAGAGGGUAUCCGAGAUGGUGAUAAUUGUUUUGGAUCAAAUUUGUGAGUGUGCGGAAGGAAGGGCGGAGUUAUUGAGCCAUGGAGGUGGUUUAGCGGUUGUUUCUAAAAAGAUUUUUAGGGUUUCGUCGGUGGCAAGCGAGAGGGCGGUGCGGAUGUUGUAUUCGAUAGCCAAGUUUUCGGGUAAUAGAAGUGUCGUGCAAGAGAUGUUAGAGAUAGGGGUGGUGGGAAAGCUUUAUUUGGUGGUGCAAGUAAAUUGUGGUAAGAAGAUGAAGGAUUAUGCAUGGGAGAUUUUGAAGAUGCAUUCUAGGGCUUGGAAGAAUUCUUCUAAUUGUAUGCCUAAUAAUUUGAUUUCUUCAUAUCCAUCUAAUUAAUUAGCUAGCUAGGUUAUAGAUGUUUUAUGAAGUUUUGUA